Messenger RNA from Stegodyphus dumicola, 6680 nucleotides. It is a transcript of the gene Nt5a, whose product is annotated as 5' nucleotidase A. Lineage: Eukaryota; Metazoa; Arthropoda; Arachnida; Araneae; Eresidae. Gene Ontology annotation, molecular function: 5'-nucleotidase activity. The record is from RefSeq and is a predicted model, not a curated record.
CUUCUCACUUUUCAAAGGUCGAAAGAAGAAACAGCCACUCUUGACGUUUACGGGAUCUAAAUAUGAUCGUAAACAUAGUUCGUUCCGGCUAGCAACCUUAUAUUAUUUAAUGCUUUUAAUUUAUGUUUUGAAUGAGCAAUAAAUUGUUAUGUUUACCUUUAACACUCUUCGGCUGAGUCUGAGAAUCUGUAGGAAAAAUGUGUAUCGAUCGAAUUCAACCAAGCUGACGUUUGCCCAAAGCAUGUGUCCUCAAGAAUUUUGUUUAGAAUCAUAUGAUUGUAUUGGUUUUGAUCUAGAUCAUACUAUUUGUCAGUAUAAGUUGAAGCCAUUAAUUAGUUUGAUCUACAAAACUCUCGCAUCUUUUUUAAUUGAUAAAUAUGAUUAUCCCAGAUGUCUUGCUUCUGCUACUGAGGCCGAAAUGGCAUUUGCUCAGAAAGGGAUUGUUCUUGAUAAAAGGAAAGGAAAUUUCCUUAAACUUGAUAAUCAGUACAAAAUAGUAAAAGCUAGUCAUGGAACUAGACUCUUGUCAGAUGAAGAUAUAUGUAAAAUUUAUGGAUUAAAUAGAAUAUGGGAAGAAUCAAAAGGAAUUCCACAUAAACUGGUUUCUAACACUGCACUAGACGAAUCAUUUUAUGUUUUCAAAGAUUAUUUUGUUACUGCAGGAGCUGUUAUAUGUGCCAAAAUUGUAGAUAUAUUAGAUGAAAAACAUGGAGAGCCUGCUGAGGAGUAUCAUUUUUGGGAACAUUUCUUGGAUGGAUUAUUUUACAUGUAUGAGAGAAACAACUUCAAAAACAACAGUGGUGAAUUCUUUCCAGAUUUAAAAAAAUAUCCUGAUUUGUAUGUGGAGCCAUGCAGUGAAAAUGUUAAGAGAUGGCUAAGGGAAAUAGCUAAACACAAGAUUACCUUCUUGCUGACAAGCUCCAAUUAUGAUUCUGCAGCAUUCCUUGCAGAACAUAGUCUCGGAAAAGACUGGAAACAAUACUUCGAUAUUAUAAUCACAUUUGCUCGCAAACCAGGUUUCUUCUGGAAAGACAAACCAUUUUGCAUAAUUAAUGAAAAUACUGAAGUUAGUGGAGUUAAACCUGAAGAUAUGAAACGCCAUUUAAUUUAUUCACAGGGAAAUUGGAAGCAUCUGCAAGAAGUAUGUUCUAUUCUUAGUAAAACUAAAGAUCCAAAAAUGUUGUACUUCGGUGAUUCAUUGAUAGAAGAUGUGUAUGCUGCAUCAGAAAUUGCACGAUGGGACAUUGUAGCCAUUGUUGAAGAAAUGUUGGCAGAAGGAAUGGAUAAUGUUCAAGAACUGCAUUCAGAAUCACAGACCUUAGUGUCAAAAUAUUGGGGAUCGUUUUUUGUCAGUGAGGAACGUAAAGGAAGUCCUAGUUUAUGGACUCAUCUUCUCUCUCAAUAUAGCAGGCUAACCAUCCCUAAUUUGGGUUGCAUAUCAGGAGUUCAAAUGCAGGAUAAAAUACCAUGCUUUGGCAGUGAUAUGCUUUUUUCUGGUUUCUUUCCUGGUACACCUAAAGCUCUAGCUUCUAGUUAAUAUUACUUAUUCUUAUCAAUUGAUUAAUUAGAUGUUAUAGUUUGCUCCUGGGAUUUUAAUGUUUGCUGAAAUCAAUAGUAUAUUUAAAAUAUAAUUUAGUUUUUAGUAAGUGUGGAAUAAGUGAAGUUGUAUUUGAACUCCCCAUACUGUGUGCCAUGAUUAUCUUUAAAGUUAGUAAUUUAAACUACAGCCUAGAAAAUAUGAAGUUGCUUUAGAAAUUAUUAUUGCAAUCAUAAAAACUCUGUAGACAAUUCAUAAUUCAUUUAGAUAGAAUUUUAAGAUUUUAUGUUUUUUUUUAUCUGAUUUAACUGAAUUAAUGAGACUAACUUUAAAAGUUAAAAAAUAUUAUAUUAAAAAAUUAAAAGAAACUUCAGAUCAUUAAAUAAUGUAUAACUAAAAGUGAAAAAUAAAAAGACUGGGAUAUUUUACUUCAGUAUUUAAAUAAGUUGUUUAAUUUUCUUUAACUUACACCUAUAUCUUAAUUUUAAGUAAAUAGCAUUUAACUUUCAUAACAUAUUAAGAUUUAGAGAAAAAUUUUAAAAACUUAUGCAAUAUGUUGCAUAUAAAGUGUUAAGUGCAAUAUGUAGCAUAUAAGUGUAGCAAAACUUUCAUGGCAAGAACCUUGCUGGUUUAAAUUACAAAGUUUUUACAAAAUAAUUUGUGUUAAUAAUUUUCCUUUCUAAAUGAAGAUGUAAUUUUUAAAAGAAGCAGUUUUUGUGAUCUUUACUUAAAUGGGACAAAUUAUCAUUAAUUUUUUUUAUUGUAUUUCAUAUAAUACUUUUAGACAUGGUAGUAAUAUAUUUUGAGUGUUCUAAUCUUAUUUAUCUCAUUAGAUAAUAAUUACUGCAAGCUUUAUCAGUUGUAUAAUUUCUAUAAAGAAGUUAAGGAAAAAUAUUUAUUGAAUUUCUGAAUGGCCUUAUGAACUUCUAGAUUGUUUGUCAUUUAAGUAUGUCUUGAUCAGUGACAUAUUAUGAAAAUUUUGCAUAUUUUUAUAUCAGAAGAAAAAUUAUAAUCUUGAUUUUUCCCCCUUAAAAGCUGCAAAUACUUGUGAGGAUACAUCUCAGUAGUCAUUUGUUUGUUUUCUUAAUUCACAUACAUGUGAUAUAUGCAGAGUAGCUAUUUGAACUGUAAUUUAAUUUUCAAAUAUGUCAUUAUAAAUGUUAACAUUUAUAUAAAUCUGGCUAAUAAAUUUCACUAAAUUUAACAAAUUUGUUAAUUUUGAUUCCAAUGCUUUUAUAUAUAUUUUACUGUUAAAAUGAAAAGUAAUUUUUGUAUUGAAGAGUUUUAAUAUUCAUGACUUUAAAUGUGUUUGUAGUAUUUUACAGUAUGCAUCCAAAAACCUUUUUUAUUUGCUUAUAGUGCAUAUGUAAAAUAAUUAUUUCUGAGUAAAAGAAAAAAAAAAAAAAAUUCACUGUAGAUUUUUAAAAAGAGUAAAAUUUUAUUUGUAGUACAUCUGGUGGUAAUUUUAAUAAUUUUAAAGAUGUUAAACUAAUAACAUUAAAUGGGUUUAUUUUUUUCGGAUAACUAAUGAGUUCUGUUAACUGUAUUGUUUAUAUUAAUUUUACUGAAACUGUAAAAAUUUUUAUAGUGAUAUUGAAAAUUUGAUUUGCUGUUAUUUAAAGAUUUAUAUAUUUGGAAUUGAUUAAGAAACUGACAUUUUUAAAUUUUAAAAGCAUUUUCUGGAAGUUUAAACUUUUAUGUAUCAAAUUGAUUAUGUGUUGAACACAAUUAAUCUGAUACAUAAAACAACAGAAACAGAGAUUCUGUUGCUUCUGUGUAUUUUUAAUAUAUACUUCUGUGUAUUUCUUUUUAUAUGCUAGUAAUAUUCUUAAUCAUUUUAGAAGUAAGCAUUUUUUGUGCUAAUUAAAAUAAUAUCUGAGCUUUAACUGUUGAAUUAGUUGAAUCUUUUGUUGGUCAUUAUAAAAUAAUGUGAGAAAAUUUCAGCUUAAGUGGAGUUAAUACUUACUAUUAUCACAUGGAAGUUUUUUCUUAAUAUUUUGUCUGUUUCAUUUGCUUUUGUUGAUGCUAUUUCAUUUAACUACUUGCUAUGUUACCCUCAAUGAAUUAAAAAUGUAAGGUAUAUUUAUUAUCGUAGUUUACUUACUGCAAUGUACACCUGUAUCGCAUACUAACAUUUUUAACUUUGUUCUUUAUUGAUUGGUAUAUGUAAAAUUUGAUUCAUGACAAUUUAGAAAAUUGAUAUUUAAGAAGUGUAGUGAGAAAAUAAAUUCUUAUACUUAUUUACAUCUAGGACUGAACUGAUAAAAUAUUAUUUUAUUUUAUUUUUAGUCUUACUUUUCAUGGCAAAUGGGUGAAAUAUUUUGUCACAUAAAAGUGAUAAGAUUACUAUUUUCCAUUUUAAUUAAAACAGAGUGCAUUCAUAUAAUUAGAUUUAUUAAUUUUUUUUUCAAAUUAAAAUAUAGUCUUUCAUUAAAGUAUCAGUUCAUUGCAUCCUGAUAGGAUGUAGUAAUGUACAUAAAAAGGUCAUUAAUAAUAUAAGUAAUAAAUAAGUAGAUACUGUAGGUAUGAAUUUACCACUUAGUGUUAUAUAACCCAGGUUUUUCAAUAUUAUUGAUUAAUGACCAUUUAUCUGAUUUAAGUUAUUUUUCUAAUUUUUAAUGACAGAAAAAAAAAGAAAUUGUAUUUUACUAUUUAAAAAAAUUCAAAGAAAUGCAUAGUUCAGUAUUAGGUCAUGAUGAAAAUAUAUAUUCAAGAAUUAAUUAAGAAAAAGGAGUCCAAGAGAAGAGGAAAAAAAUCUGUCUUUCAGUGUAGCAUUCUCGAUGUUGAAUUUUGAAUUUUAUAUUACAUUAUUCAUCCUUGAUAGUCAGAUAUUUGCAGCUUUCACUGAUUUAUUUUUUAUUAUAUAAUUUUCUGUUAGAAACCACUUCAUUUUUUAAAUGCUUCGAAUCCUAGUUAGAAAAAAAAUUAGGAUUCAUUAUACGCAGAAAGGAAAAGGCUGAAAUUCAUGAAAAUUCGCAAGAAUUUUUAUGUUAUUUGCAGCAAUAUAAUGCUUGACAACUGUUUAAAUAAAGUUUAUUAAAAGCACUUAAAUUAAAGAUAAUGCUGUAGCAAGCAUUAAUUUUAAGUAUAUAAUAAAUAUUAUAAUUCAGUAACUUUAUAGGUAUUGGGUCAUUCUACAAGUAAUAUGACUGUUUCAGAAUAAAUUUUAAAGUAGUAUUGUAGUUUACAGCUUGUUCCCAACGUAAUUUUAAAUAUUAAUUUAUUUCAAUUUAUUUAUUUUUUUUUUUUUUUUUCAAUUUCCUGAUAACAGAAGCUGCUGUGUUUUAUUCCAAAGAACAAGUUUUUUUUUGUGCAUCGUAUUCUGAGUUGAACAAUUUUCUAUUGUGGUGGUUUUGGAGGUUUAAAAGAAAAUUGUAAUCUGAUGGUACCUGGUAAGGAGAUAUAGUGGAUGAGGCAUAACUUCUCAUUUUUUCAUUCAGAUAGUCUCAAGUUUUUCAGCUUCAUGUUGUGAGAAAUCAUGUACUGGAGGAAUGCAGUAGCAUGCUCUCUUCAUCAGCUAAUGAAGAUUUUUUCAUCAGUAGGUUAAUUCUGUCAGUUGUUUAUAUUAGUGUUAUUUAGUUGUUGAUAUGAUUUUCAGAAAAUUCUGUACAGUAUUUGUCUGUGUAAUAAUUGUUUCAUAUCAGUGGUACAGUAUUAUCUUCGUUAAAGAAUUCUUCCUUUAUCAGAUAUUGUCCAUAUCAAUCUUGCAUCUUUUAUAUCUAUGUUGUUAAAAAUCCAUUUUUUCAUGACUAUUCAUUACAGAAAUGACCGACUCAGAUAGGUGAGAAAUGGAAAUUUCCAUUCGUUGUUUCAAAUUUAUAUCAUACAUUUCAUCAGGAAUUCACUAAUCCACUUUAGAAAGGUUUCUUAUAAAUUUUAAGUAUCAGUAGUCUGUUGAAGAGUUAAUACAAGCUGUCCACAGAAUUAAUUACUGUUGUAUGACCCAAUACUUUUAAAAACUGAUCAAACUUUUAAAAACAAUCUCAAGUUUCAAGAACUAAAUUUUUUAUGUGUUUAAAGAACAAAAAAACGGAUUUCCACUUUCCAAACGUCUGAUUAUCCCAUCUUUCCCUUCUAAUAAAACAUCUUUGAUGUAUAACUUUAUUUAAAUGAAUGCACAUUCAUGUUUCUAUUUUGAGAAAUAUGUAAAUGUGAUCUAAUCUUUGCAACCACGUUUUGACUUAGUACAAUAAAUAUUGUUAAAAAGUAUAAUUUUGAUUUUCAGGAGUGUGAGGGAAAGGAAACAUGUUAUUAGAAGACUAGAGAGGAGAACAUUGGUAGUCUUUAAUUAAUUUACAUGUGUGUUAGGUUUUGAAAAAUCACUUAUGAUUCAUUGGAAGUAUAAGCAUUAUAUUGUUCAUCUUAUUUUGUCUUUAAGGUAAAUAUAAAUAAAAUACUUCUUAUGCAUCACUGUUUUUUGGGGGGGAGAGAGGUAGGAAUUCAUGUGACAUAUAUGAUUAAACUCUUUGCUUUUAAGUAACCCAUAUACUAUAAUCAGAUAUUAUAUAUUUAUUAAAUUGUAAAUGUAUAUUAUUAAUGGAUUUUAAAGUCAUAGUGUAAUUACAAUUAAUAAUUGGUUAGGAGAUUAGUAAUCUAUAAUUUAUGAGGGAAUAAUUUUUUGGAACACUGCGACAAUAUUAAGCUCAUUCUGCAUGAGAAAAAUAUCAAAUUUACCACUCUUUAAAGUAAGUGUUUGUAGGUGGAUUAUUUAGUAAGUAAUCUGUGGUCUGCUUUGGAGAUUUUAGAAUUUUCUACUUAAUGCUUUUAGAAUUAGGUUAAAUGUCAUAAAUGUUCUCUGUUGGAGUUAAAGUUUUUUUGUAUGGAAUUCAGUUUGAAUCAUUAUGUUACUUUUGCUUGACCAUUUUCAAGUAAAUGCAUAAUUUUGAAAUGAUUUUCGUUAGGUUGAGUCCUUAUAUUAUUUCAGCAAAGAGAGAUGUGAGAAAAGUGAUUUUGUGCUUCCACAUCUGCAGCAGUUCCUAACUUCUGCUGCAGAUAAUAUUUAUAUAUAUUUAUAUAGUGAGAUAUUUUCAUAUAUAGAACACCUGGAAUGUUAUGUAUAUUUGUAAUGUUUUGCAAACUUGUAUUUAUUUAAAAUUGUGUCACAACUGACCUGUUGGAAUUAAACAUAUCCUUAUAAAUGUUU